AGAGAUAUGAUACCCCUGUUUCUCUUCUCUCUCUAGAGAGAAUAAAUUAUUUAUGACAGUUAGGCUAGUCGUUGCAUGUAUCAAUGGCAUAAAAUAGUAACGUGAGAAUUAAAAAAUAUUUAUAAAUUAAUAUCAUAAAUUCAUAAAAUAAAAUUUAACUUUUUAUUAACCUUAACAUCUCUAAUUAAAACAGUUAAUUAUAAGUGAAUAAAUUAUAUUUUAUAAAACAAAAAUUAUUACUUUGACAAUAUCUCUAACAAAUGGAACGUAUUCCCCAUAAAUUUUCAAUGUAAUUCUGAAGAAUACAUAUGUCUAUUACAUAUUUAAUAAAAUAUUUAUUAUAUUUAGAAAUGAAUUUGUGAUUUUCAGCAAUUAAAAAUUUAAAAAUACUUAAAAAAACCUAAAGUCCGAAAAAUAACUUACAUAAUUUAAUUAUCAAUAGUGAAAAUAAUAAUAAACAGAACAUCUAUUAUUCUGUUAUUAAAAGAAAAAUAAUAAUAUAAUAUAAUAUAAUAUUUAUUAUUGAAAUAAUAUAAUAAUUAUUAUUGAAGUGAUAGUGAAGUUUUAUUAAAAAUGUCUUCGGACCAGGAAGUACUUUAUAGUCCGAGUAAAUGGAGCAAAAGAUUCGAUCAAAUACAAAUAUUGUUAAAUUAUUGUAAAUUUUCUAAAGAGGUUACCGAAAAUGCUCGUAAAACUUUAAAAUGUGAACUCGAUAUUCCGUAUGGAACAACAAAAGGAACUAAAUAUGAUAUUUAUGGAACUGACUUACCUAAAGACUCUCCUAUAUUCAUAUUUAUUCAUGGUGGUUAUUGGCAAGAAGGUAGUAAAGAUAUAUCUGCAUAUGCAGCUCCUGUCUUUGUUAAUAAAGGAAUUAAAGUUAUAACUAUUGGUUACGAUUUAUGUCCUAAUGUUAAACUUAGGGAUAUAAUAUCGCAGAUAAAAACAGCAAUUGCACAUAUAUUAAAAUCUGCUUCGAGUCUCAAAUGUCGGAAUGUUUGGGUCUCUGGCCAUAGCGCUGGUGCACAUUUAGCAUCCAGUAUUUUAUACGAUAAAUUAUGGUUAGAUGAAAUGACAAAACAUGGAUACUUAUAUCUAUUAAAAGGUAUCGUGUUAAUAAGCGGUAUCUUUAAUUUGGAACCUCUUGUCAAUACUAGUGCUAAUACAGCUUUAAAACUUACAAAAAAUGAAAUCGACGCAUACAGCUUUACCACUCUCAAUACUAAGAAUAAUCCUUCUAUCCAAGGGUUAAAAGUUAUUGUAACCAAUGGAGAAUGUGAUUCACCAGUAUUUAUCAAUGAAUCACGCGAGUGUGCUCAGAAACUUAUUACAAUAGUAGAUAAUGUUCAAUAUAUUUUAUUAAGAGAAAAUAUCGAUCAUUUUGAUAUCGUAGAAAAUCUUACAAACGAGGAAUUUAUUUUGACGAAACUGAUAUUACGUAAUAUUUUCUAUGAUUAGAAAAGAACUUAUAUAGAAAUAAUAUCGUACAUAUUGAACAUACAAAUUUAUAUAUUGAACAUCAAAUAAAUUUAUAACAAACAUUUAAUGUACAAAAUUUAUUUAAAUAUUCGUAAAAAAUUUAUCUAGUGUAAUAUAUUAGUAUACUUAUAUAAUGUUGAUAAAUUACAAAUUGUCCAUAAA
Apis dorsata (giant honeybee) is the source of this 1638-nucleotide messenger RNA. It is a transcript of the gene KFase, whose product is annotated as kynurenine formamidase. The transcript has 8 exons. Gene Ontology annotation, molecular function: arylformamidase activity. Bases 574 to 1455 code for a protein of 293 amino acids. NCBI's taxonomy places the organism in Eukaryota, Metazoa, Arthropoda, Insecta, Hymenoptera, Apidae. The record is from RefSeq and is a predicted model, not a curated record.